UCCCUCACUGUCUCACUCUUCUCCCUCGCCUGAGGACUGCUUCCUCUGCUUGGAUUGUCACCAGCUCAUCACCAUGCUGUUCCGGACUGUGCUUCUGCUCACCUUAUGCGUGUCCACAGGCAUGAGUGCCACUUUAGGCUUCUACCAGGCUCAAGCAAAGGAGGAGGAGGCUCCCACUGUGGAGACUAUCACUCAUGGGACUGUGGAAGCUGCCCCUGUAAGCACAGCUGAAGAACAUGUUGUUCCUGCAGAUCCAAAAGAAGAUGAUCCACCUGGGGAUGAGGAACAUGUCGCUCCUUCAGAUCCCAAAGAAGAUGAUCCACCUGCGAAUGAGGAACAUGUAGCUCCUGCAGAUCCCAAAGCAGAUGAUCCACCUGCUGAGGAGGAACAUGUCGCUCCUGCAGAUCCCAAAGAAAAUGAUCCACCUGCUGAGGAGGAACAUGUCGCUCCUGCAGAUCCCCAAGCAGAUGAUCCACCUGCUGAGGAGGAACAUGUCGCUCCUGCAGAUCCAAAAGACGAUGAUCCACCUGCUGAGGAGGAACAUGUCGCUCCUUCCGAUCCCCAAGCAGAAGAUCCACCUGCGAAUGAGGAAGAUGUAGCUCUGGUAGAUCCCAAAGAAGAGGAUCCAUUUGCAGCUGAGGAACCUGAAGCAAAUACCAUUGUUGGGGACAAUCAAGUGGCUGAUGUACUUGAAGUCGACAACGUAGCAGCUGGUGAACCAGAAGAGGAUGUGCCUGUAGCAGAAGAGCCAGAGACACGCAGUGAUGACGCUGCUGGAGACGCCCCUGCUCUGGAAGAUCUUACUGAAGCUGAAGGUGAAGCAGUCACCCAGGAGCAACCUGAGGCAGAGGAGGACAACGACAUCAAACCAGUCCAGACAGAGCAGUCCCAGGACGAGCCCGAAGCAGCAGAAGAAGAAGAAGAAGAAAACAGCUGGAGCUUCUACUCAAUUCGAAAUAGUUUCCAGUCUAUGCACGGAUACUACAACUCCCUGGUGGAGCUUGUGGGGGGACGCGAUGGUGUGUGUCAGUACCGCUGCAAAUAUGGAGAAAUUCCUAAACCUCGCCCCGGCUACCAGCUCCCAGAGCCCAACGGCUGCAGCUCCUCUCUGGUUGGAUUCCAGCUUGACCUGGGGAUCCCUGCUAUGACAAACUGCUGUGACAUGCUGGACAUGUGCUACGACACUUGCGGCGUAAGCAAGAACGCAUGUGAUUCCGAAUUUCGCCUGUGUGUGCAUGGCAUCUGCUCCGACCUAAGGAAGAGUCUGGGCUUUGUGUCCAAGGUGAAAGCCUGUGAAUCGAUGGCAGACGCCCUGCACAGCACGGUGGGGACUCUGGGAUGCAGGCCUUACAUGAACGGCCAGAGGGCGGCGUGUGUCUGCGAGGGAGAUCAGAGGGAUGAACUGUGACACAGAACACUGUGGACAAAACCCCUGGAUGUUUUCAUGGACGAAUAACUGAGUCACAUAUUAUACUGUGUAUUUAUAAGCUUCUUUUUGUCAAAGAAAAGAUACUUCUCAACAUCCA
Trematomus bernacchii (emerald rockcod) is the source of this 1526-nucleotide messenger RNA. RefSeq names its product phospholipase A2, group XIIB (gene pla2g12b). NCBI's taxonomy places the organism in Eukaryota, Metazoa, Chordata, Actinopteri, Perciformes, Nototheniidae. Gene Ontology annotation, biological process: lipid catabolic process; triglyceride homeostasis; cholesterol homeostasis. The record is from RefSeq and is a predicted model, not a curated record. The transcript is spliced from 4 exons. The coding region runs from base 74 to 1408 and encodes 444 amino acids. Gene Ontology annotation, molecular function: calcium ion binding; A2-type glycerophospholipase activity. Gene Ontology annotation, cellular component: extracellular region.